This is a messenger RNA of Rotaria socialis, 372 nucleotides long. NCBI's taxonomy places the organism in Eukaryota, Metazoa, Rotifera, Eurotatoria, Philodinida, Philodinidae. The record is from the annotation of a GenBank genome assembly.
AUGGAAAACAAAGCAUCAAGCUCUAAUUCGCAUCUUGCCAAUAAAGAAGCUGAUGAAAACAAAAAUUUAUCAGUAGAUAGUCGCAUUGGUCAUGGUAUUGAUGCUGCUAACGACAAAGGUACCGAAGUGAAAGGUGUCAUCGGUCAACUUGGUGAUACACUAUCGCAUGCAUAUCAUUAUGUUGCAGAAAAAGUUUGUGUUUUGUUUGAAGAAGCAGCCACCGCUGAAUCCUAUAACGAACAUACGGAACAAGCACAAAAUCCAGAUAAUGCACUGGCUGAACGUGCGGGAGCUGGCUCUUCAGCAGUUGGUGACACAAUUGGAGAAAACGCUCAUAAAGCUAAAGCUGAUGCACAUAAAGAUGCUUUGUAA